Aricia agestis (brown argus) is the source of this 1200-nucleotide messenger RNA. RefSeq lists its product as uncharacterized. The coding region runs from base 127 to 888 and encodes 253 amino acids. Gene Ontology annotation, biological process: regulation of transcription by RNA polymerase II. Gene Ontology annotation, cellular component: transcription regulator complex; nucleus. Gene Ontology annotation, molecular function: DNA binding. The transcript has 2 exons. NCBI's taxonomy places the organism in Eukaryota, Metazoa, Arthropoda, Insecta, Lepidoptera, Lycaenidae. The record is from RefSeq and is a predicted model, not a curated record.
CUGUGUUUCGAAGCGACAAUGAACAAAAUGGCGGCGUGAUGUCGUGCGCGAUCGUGUCGGCUCGACGGCGCUCGGCAUUCGACCGGCGGACACGACACCGACGACACGCUGGCGCCUCAGCCGAAGAUGCUAUUUCACGAGAAACAGGACAUUAGGCUCCUGAGACUUGUGAGAGCCCAUCCUGUGCUAUACGACUACAAUGACCCGCAUUAUAUGGACGCGAACGCGCGGGAAGUUAUCUGGCAGAAGAUAGGCGACGAACUGAAACGACCCGCCUCCGCCUGUAAAAUAAGAUAUAUCAACAUAAGAGACGUGUACAGAAGAAUUUUAAAGAAGAACAGCGAGGCCGGGCCCCACACUCGUCCUAAAGUGUAUAAAUAUGAUAGCGAAGUGUCAUUUUUGCGCCGCUACUUCAAGGAAGUCGUCACUUCGAACGUCAAUUUUGACAGUUUUGACGACGCCGACGACAGACUAGAAGAGAGCUUAACAAAGGAAGAGGACCAGGUGUUUAAUUCCGAGCCAGAGUAUAUAGAAACUGACGUUGAAGAGUUGCCAGAACCGAAGCCUCAAAUUAAAAGGAGUAGCAAAUCGAGCGUAAAAAAGAAAAAGAUAAAACUGAAUUUCACUGAAGUCGAAGAUCCCAUAUCGACGUCGGCGUUCAACGAGAGUGCGAUUCCAACUGAGUUUGAUUCUAGUGAUCCAGUGGAUGCUUUUCUAUUGAGUAUUGGUGCUACUUUAAAGACAUUCUCACCGUACCAUCUUAAUGUAGCUAAAAGUAAAAUAUUUGCAAUUGUUCAAGAGCAUGACCUACAGCAGAUAGUUCAGAAGGAACAAAGUAAUGAUAGUGAUAUUAAAAUUGGUUCUUCUGACACUAUGUAUAUACAUUAAAUCUUAGCAAAUUUUGUUAAUGUGCCGUACAUUUUUUGUAAAAAGAGUUUUAUGUGAGGGAAAGCUGCCACUAAAAUUUUUCUACUGUAUCACCUUCGUUAUUAGAUUUGGAUGAGAAAUACCAAAAUUACAAAACUGUACCUACCUGGAGAGAAGAAAAUAAUAUAUUAAUAAGUACUUCUAAUAUUUCGAGGACUGACGUACUUAAAUAUAUUUUUUUAUUACUUAUUAAUCCAGUCCGAUUCGUUAAACGACAUGGUGAUGUGAAUGACACAUUACUAAGGUUGGGUUGCACCAGAGGCGUGGUUAAAG